Brassica oleracea var. oleracea is the source of this 2059-nucleotide messenger RNA. RefSeq names its product putative L-type lectin-domain containing receptor kinase I.10. Gene Ontology annotation, biological process: protein phosphorylation. Gene Ontology annotation, cellular component: plasma membrane. NCBI's taxonomy places the organism in Eukaryota, Viridiplantae, Streptophyta, Magnoliopsida, Brassicales, Brassicaceae. The transcript has a single exon. The coding region runs from base 65 to 2059 and encodes 664 amino acids. Gene Ontology annotation, molecular function: protein kinase activity; ATP binding; carbohydrate binding. The record is from RefSeq and is a predicted model, not a curated record.
UCCUUUUUCCUUCAGGUUAUGUUCUUCAACACAGAUCCACACUAUCUCUUAUUCAUCAUCAGCAAUGACUUGUAGAUUGCUUCAGAUCCUCAUGAUCUCUUCUUUCCAUCUCAUCUAUCUAUCAACUCAACAAGAGAUAGAGUUUCUCUACGACAACUUUCACAAGCAAGAAAAUCUUUACCUUGAUGGAUCUGCAACAGUUCUUCCCAGUGGAUUAUUACAGCUCACAAACGCUGGAGAUCAUCAAAUGGCUCAUAUUUUCUACAAGAAACCAAUCAAGCUCAGUCCUUAUAAACCACUCUCUUUCUCAACACACUUCGUUUGCGCUCUGGUUCCUCAGCCAGGGCAUGAAGGUGGUCAUGGCAUGGCCUUUGUAAUAUCUCCUUCUACAGAUUUCUCGCAUGCAGAAUCAACUAGAUACUUGGGGAUCUUCAACGUGUCCAAAAAUGGUUACCCUUCUUCUGAUGUGCUUGCUGUUGAGCUCGACACUAUUUGGAAUCCAGAUUUUGAAGAUAUAGACAAGAACCAUGUGGGGAUUGAUGUCCACAGUCCUCUCUCUGUAGGAAUAGCUUCAGCUUCUUACUAUUCAGACAUAAUGAGGAAGAACGAAAGCAUAAACCUCCUGAGUGGGAAGCCAAUACAGGUGUGGGUGGAAUAUGAAGGCACUUUGCUCAAUGUCUCAAUGGCUCCUCUUGAAGUUGAGAAGCCAAGCCGGCCUCUGCUGUCACAAUUCAUCAAUCUUACAGAAGUGUUUCCUAAUAGUUCAAGUCUUUUCGUUGGAUUCUCUGCUGCAACAGGGACAGCUACAAGCUAUCAGUAUGUUCUUUCUUGGAGUUUUUGCACAAACGGAGGAUCUUUACAGAUUCUUGACUUGUCAAGACUCCCUGAUGUUCCUCCUCCAAGAUCUGAGCACAAGAAUCUUUAUCAGCUGUUCAUAGUCUUGCUUGGUUUUGUGGCUACCAUGGGGUUAGGUGUUCUCAUAGGAGUGUAUCUUUUCAGGAAAUGCAAGUACGCAGAAGUGACUGAGGAAUGGGAGAAGGAGUUUGGUGCACAUAGAUUCUCUUACAAGUCACUAUACAAAGCAACAAACGGGUUCAGCAAAGAUGGGUUUCUUGGAAAAGGAGGCUUUGGUGAAGUGUACAGAGGAACUCUUAUGCUGAGCAGAGAGAUAGCUGUGAAGAGAAUGUCUUAUAAUGGUGAUGAAGGUGUGAAGCAGUUUGUGUCUGAAGUGGUGACCAUGAGGUGUUUAAAACACAGGAACCUUGUUCCACUUCUUGGUUACUGCAGGAGAAAGCAUGAGCUUCUUUUGGUCUCUGAGUACAUGCCCAACGGUAGUCUUGACGAGCAUUUGUUUGAUGAUCAGAGACCAGUACUUUCUUGGCCUCAGAGGCUUGUGAUCCUUAAAGGGAUAGCUUCUGCUCUUUGUUACUUGCACACAGGUGCUGAUCAAGUUGUUCUGCAUAGAGAUAUCAAAUCUUCAAACAUUAUGUUGGACGGUGAGUUCAAUGGAAGGCUAGGGGAUUUUGGUAUGGCGAGGUUUCAUGACCAUGGAGGGUAUGCAUACCCAACAGGAGCCGUUGGAACUAUAGGGUACAUUGCGCCGGAAGUGAUCGAUAUGGUGGCUUCCACUGGAACUGAUGUGUAUGCCUUUGGUGUUUUCAUGCUUGAAGUGACAUGUGGGAGGAGACCUGUGGAACCACAGUUACAAUGCGAGAAACGGCUUCUGAUCAAAUGGGUUUGUGAGUGCUGGAAAAGGGAUGCUUUGCUUGAGGCUGUUGACCCGAGACUGGGAGAUGAGUUCUUGCAAGAGGAAGUGGAGAUGGUUAUGAAACUUGGUUUGCUAUGUUCAAGUACUGUGCCGGACUCGAGGCCUACGAUGGAACAAGUGGUUUUAUACUUAAACAACAGCCUGCCUUUGCCUGAUGUUUCACCAUAUACUGUGGGGGUUAGUAGUCAUUCUUCGGUUUUGAUUGAUGCAGCCUCUCUUGUAGCUUCAAGUAGCUGGUCAGCUUCCUCGAACUCUUCUUCCCUGGCCAAAAGCUCCCCUGCAAAAGAAUGA